AAGUGCCUGUCCUUCCAUUCAAGAAUUUGUAAGAUUUAGCAGAGGUUGAUGCUGUACUCAGAUCCCCCCUCUCUCUUUCUCUCUCUUUCCCAUGUCCUACAAUCCCUAUCUCUGUAUAUAGCUUCCUUCUGAUAGAUAUUCCUCCAAGCUUUCAGAUGGAGACGGCCUACCUCUUCACGAUCUUCAUGCUCAUUUAUGUUUUGUUUCAGUUUCUUGAAUUCGUACUACAAUAUUGAUUGAUUUGUUGCUGUCGUCGAUCGAGAGCAAUGGAAGGAGACGCCGGCGGUGGAUCGUCGCGACGCCUCAAUUUCCCUCUCCAGCUGCUGGAGAAGAGGGAGGAAGACUCCUGCUCCACAUCCGCGUACCCUUCUCUAGCCAUCUCCUCCUCGGCCGCCGCGGCGGCGGCCGAGCAGGAGCUGACGGCGGAGCGGAAGCCGCCGCCCAGGCGGAGCUCCAACAAGGACCGGCACACCAAGGUGGAGGGCCGGGGGCGCCGGAUCCGCAUGCCCGCCCUCUGCGCUGCCCGCGUCUUCCAGCUCACCCGUGAGCUCGGACACAGGACCGACGGCGAGACCAUCGAGUGGCUGCUCCAGCAGGCCGAGCCCGCCGUGAUCGCCGCCACCGGAACCGGCACCAUCCCCGCCAACUUCACCUCUCUCAACAUCUCCCUCCGCAGUUCCGGCGCAUCCAUCUCCGCCCCGUCCCACCUCCGCGCCGCCAACUACUUCAGCUCACUGACCGCGGCCGCCGCCCUCCCGGACCCCUCCCUCCGUAUCCAUAACGACUGGCCGGAACAUGGCGGCGGCAGUUCCUCCUUCCCCUCCGAAAGACCCUCCUCUUCCUCCUCCGUGCUACUCAACUUCAAUUCAUGUAGCAUUGGCCUCGCCGACGCCUCGCCGGAGGCCGAUAUUGGAAGCUUGAGGAAACGCCGGUGGGAGCCCGAUCAGAUCCAAUACCAACAGCAACAGCAACAGCAAAUUGCAGGUUACAGCCAACAAAUCCCAAACCCAUCUGGAACACUUUGGAUGGUCUCAAACCGCAACACUAUCCAACAAGAUGAUAUCAACCAGCAGUGGCCGCCGCAACAGCAGCAGUCCAUGUGGGCGUUCCCUCAAACGGGUGGCGGCAGCUCCAUGUUCAGAGGAUCCGCCGCCCUCCACUUCCUCAAUUUCCCUCCCGCCGCCACUUCCAUGGCCCUUUUCCCAAACCAACAACUAGGCAUCGGAUCCACCUCAUCUGGAGGCGGCCUCAACGUCUACCGCUCGCCCUCUACAGCCUCCGAGGCGAUGGCCCCGUCGUCCACGUCCGGCCACUACCAGGAAAGCGACCGCCAUGACACCGGGAGCGAUUCCUGAUUAAUGCAUAGGUGUCAUCCUAUCCGAUCCUCAUAUGCAUCCAUUAUAUUAAUUGUUUUCAUCAUUUCCCCUUCCCUUUCCAUGAUUAAUUAUCUCUCUGAUUCUUGAAUUUAUAUAUAUGAUCUCAUUAAUAUUUAAUUCGGCUCCUUUCUUUCCUGUAAAAAGAAGAAAAUUUUUUAGGGCUUAAUUUUUAUAAGCUGGCUACACUUCUCGUCCUCUGUUUGUUAAUUCGGUACAUGGAGAAAUCAGAUACCGUGCAUGAGAUCAUGAGCUCAACAGCAUGUCAACUGCAACAUCCAACUCAGAGACUGACUCCCUCAAUCAUUGCAAUGCGACUGUUACACUUGUGCAUAGCUAUUUUAAUCAGUUCCAUGUAUGGUCACACACAAACGACCACAAUUAAUACGCAGCUCUCGGACUCAAACUCACCUUAUCUGUAUAUUGUCCUUUACAAUUGUCCCAGUGCAUGUGUGUCAGUGCAUCGCAAA
This is a messenger RNA of Zingiber officinale, 1843 nucleotides long. RefSeq names its product transcription factor TCP15-like. Lineage: Eukaryota; Viridiplantae; Streptophyta; Magnoliopsida; Zingiberales; Zingiberaceae. Gene Ontology annotation, cellular component: nucleus. The transcript has a single exon. Gene Ontology annotation, molecular function: sequence-specific DNA binding; DNA-binding transcription factor activity. Bases 267 to 1355 code for a protein of 362 amino acids. The record is from RefSeq and is a predicted model, not a curated record.